AAUCUUUCGCGAUCGUGUCUGGAGUUUCUUUCUCGUUUAUGUGUGUAAUUUGAGGCAACAAAAGGAAGAGAGAAAAUUCCAAAUUACUUUUGUCAUACAUUCCCCAUUUUCAUAGAAACAAUAAUAAGAAACAAAAAUCAAAAUUCCAAAAUAUCCACAAAGUGACAACAAGUGUCCCUUGUUUAUUUUUCUCCACUUGCACAAAUUUUACCCCUAUUUUGCAAAAAUAAAUUUUUUUUGCUAAAAUAAUUUUUUGUUAAAUCACUAUAGUAUGGUACAAAUGAAAGAGAAUCAAUUUUUACCAAAAAAUAUAGAAUACAUUUUUUUAAUUAUAAUUAAUGAUUAUAAUUGAUUAUAAUUUUGAGUGGUUUAUGAUUUUGAUUUAAAUUUCGAAUUUUUGAUAAAAGAAAAGUUUAGGGGGAAAAAUAGAAGAAAAGAUGUGACUUUUGACCGGUGUGGAAAAAUGUAAACCCUUAAAAUUCGGGGGAUGAGGUUAGGUGGAAAAAAAGCUCGAAAGCUUCGAGGGUUGUGGCGCUGUUGAGCUUUAGCGUUUACUGCGCGCAAAGUCGGUGACAGAGAGGGAGAGACACGCCAGUCUUCGGGCAACCGUUAUUGUAAAGUGAAUGUACGCCAGUUCUCGAGAGUCGUUUGAACCGCGUGGUUCGAAGUGUCAAACGGAUGCUCACCAAACAAAACUUCAAUGUCAAUACUGACACCUGCGCAUCUACUAUUAAUAAUUAAUAAUAAUAAUAAAAAUUCUCAACUGUGAUUCAUAAAUAAUUUAAGGAAAAAGAAAGUGAUGAUAGAAAAAAAGGAAUUCUAUAAAAAAUUGUGAGAAAAUGUAUAGCGUUUUUAAUAUCCUAAAAUCAGCAGUCAGCGGAUUUUAUCGGGAGGACUAUUAUUUUGAGAGGAAAUAAUAAUAAAAAAGUGGAAGAUGACCGAAUUGGCGAAGGAGGCAUUUGCCUCACGUAAUUAUGGAUUGGCUGUUGAAAUUUAUGAGCGAUGCCUUAAGCAGCAGACGCCGAAUUUUGAAAUUCUCUUUGGCUAUGGUGAUUCAUUGGCGAAAUGUGGAAGAAUAAGGGAUUCAAUUGAUGUUUACGCGAGAUGUUUGGCAUUGGGUAAUGUGCCAGUGGAGAGGCUGAGACAUCUUGUUGGUGCAUUGAUGGAAGAUCUGAGUGGGAAUUGCAUGGGAUUGAGGCGAAGAAUAAAUGAUUCUUUUGCCUGUGGAUAUUGUGAGGGGACCUUGUUUCAGCCGGUCACGGUUAAUUGUGGUCAUACAUUCUGUAGAAAUUGCCUCGAACCCGCCAAGAAUUGUCGCGUGUGCGGACAGAAACUCGAUGCAGUGGGGGAAACAAAUGUGCUUGUGCAAAGGCUUGUUGAAAAGUGGUGGCCAAGGGAGGCAGAAGCAAGCAGGGCAAGACACGAGGGUGACCUUCUCUUAAAGGAGGGUCACAUCGGUCAAGCACUGGAGAGAUACAAUCUCGCUGUCCACCUUGCACCUAACAGUCCAUUGCAUCUUAGCAACAGGGCCCAUGCCUUAUUUUUGCUGAAUAGGCCGCAAGCUUCUCUCACCGAUGCUGAUCAUGCAGUUCGUUUAAGACCAGACUGGGGCAAGGGACAUUAUAGACGAGGAUUAGCUCUAUCAGCUUUAGGAAGGCAUGAAGAAGCGGUUUUUGCUCUUUGUACAAGUGUAGCCAUUGAUAAAAAUUCUCAAAAUGUUCGCCACGAACUCACCAGGGCAUUACAUCGUGCACUGUCGCCAAAUCUUCGAAGGAAUAAUAACGCUUUUAUUUUAACUCCAUACAAUUUAGUUGAGGCAGCAAUUCGCACAAAAAGAAAUCGUCAUCAUUUACUGUUGCCUUUAAUAAAUUCAAAUCAAAGGCAUCGAAGAGCAACGCUUAAUACCUCAGAUUGUGAAGACAAUAGCAGUGGAGGGGAGGAGGAAUUCACCCAGAUGAUCUGUAGGACACCUUUGUCGAACAUGAUGCCACAGGAUAGUGCCAAAUUGCAUACAUCCAUAAACAGGGUAUACCAAGAAAUCGAGAAACUGAAAAGAAUGGAAUUGAGACCUGCGGAAAUUCUUCUACCUCCUCUAUCUGGUGGAACAACCGGUGAAUUGGACUGCAUUCUCUGCUGCAGACUUUUAUGGAAACCUGUCACGACAUCAUGCGGACACACUUACUGUUGGAUGUGUUUAGACCGUUGCCUAGAUUAUUCCUCCUCUUGCCCUCUUUGUAUCACUUCUCUCUCUGACUAUCUGGCGACUAGCCAAAAGACUGUAACUGACUUUGUGGAGAGAGCUUUGAAGAUUGUGGCGCCGAAGGAGUACAGCACGAGGGCGGCGAGUCAUCGACACGAGUUAGUUCAAGGCCUCGGUCUUCUUGGUAGUGAGGAGAUUGCCGUUUUUAUCUGCACAACAUCAUUCCCAUGCGUUGCCUGUCCCCUUUUUGUAUACGAACCGAGGUACAGACUGAUGGUGAGACGAUGCGUCGAGAGUGGUGUUCGACAAUUUGGCAUCUCGGCGUGUCUCAAUAGAGAAGCAACUGGUGCCAAACGAUAUGCUGAAUUUGGGACCAUGCUAGAAAUCAGGGACCGAGUCCUAUUGAAAGACGGAUGUAGUAUUUUAAGCACAGUGGGUGGUAGACGAUUUAGGGUCCUGUCCGGAGGAGAGAAGGACGGUUACGAUACAGCCCAAGUGGAAUUUAUCAGGGACUCGCCGGUCCAGCCUGAUCAAGUGCUCAAUCUUCUGGAACUUCACGAUAAGGUUCAAACGAAAAGUAGAAGAUGGUGGGACACGGUGCCAUUGAGUCAACAAUCGGAGAUCCAACGAGUUUUUGGAAGAAUGCCAGAGACGGAAGAAGAUUGGCUGUGCCUACCGGAUGGACCAUCCUGGUCCUGGUGGUUAUUAGCCAUUCUGCCAUUAGGACCCCAAUUACAAGUUGGAAUACUUGGUACGACGAGUCUUGAGAAACGAUUGAGGGCAAUUGAAAAAACUCUCGAUCAUAUGGAACAGAGACAAUUCACAGUGACUCCGGCAACAUCCGAAGAAACAACAACAUCCACCAGUAUCUGCAGAGAUGACGAUGAUGAUUCAAUUAAUCAAAAUCCCAUCUCAAUGGUUCAACAGUCCUAGGAUUGGCCUAUAAUACGAUCUUCUUCGUUAUUUUCUAUAUUAAUAUCUCAAAACAAUUUUCCUCAACAAAGUCUGAUCAAUCUUUUAUAAGUAAAAAUGCACACAUUUCACAUUUAUAUCUUCCUUAUUCUCUUUAAUAAUUUCUUCUCUAUAAAAAAAACUAUUGAAACUAUAAAAAACUUGGCAUUAAAAGCGCUUAUGAAUUUCCUCUUUUGAAUAAUUUUCGAAAUACAAUUUCUAUUUCAAUAAUAUUCAUAAUAUUCAUAAUUUAUAAUUGUAUAUGUGUCCGAACACUGGGGGAGACAAUAGUAGACGCCAAACAGAACCAAUGAAGCUCACAAGAAAAAUUAGUGUUCAAUGACAAUAAAGUACUGAAUAUAAUUUAAUAAAUUGUUAAUAAAAUGUAUCUUUGCUCUCGUUCAGUAUUCGGUCAUCUCUACCAUGUUCGCACUGGGAAAACAAUUGGAAUUCAAACAGAAAAUUUUAGAACCUUUUUUUAUUUUUUGUUAAUAUUUGUUAAUAGUCAGUUCAACUAUAAUUUAGGUUUGAAACAUUUUUUUUAAUUUUCAAUUUCCAUUUUUUUAAAUGAAUGAAAAAUAUGACUUAGCAAAGAUAUGUUAAAUUCGAUUAAAACAAAAAAAAAAGAUUCAAAUAGUUUUCUCAGUUCGAUUUAAAGUCUAAAUAUCUCUGAAUAAAAUUCGAAACCAUAUUGUUUAACAAUUAAAUUUUCAUCUAUUUUCAAUUUUUCAACUGCAGCAAAUUAUUGCGAGAAAUUGGAUGAACGCAUUUUCGAGAAACUUUAUCGAUUAUAUUGAUAUUUUAUCUAAUGUUAAUAAUUCGGUUAAAGUUAAAAGUCUCCGAUUGUUAGGAAAAGUAAUUAAAUUCUCUAAUCACAAUGUGAAUGCUCAAUUUCAAUUCGUUCAUCCAAGGGACAUUUUUUCGAAAACAAAAUAUUCCAUUUCUCCCAGUAAUUUGAAGAAAACAAAUAAUUAAAAAUCUUUCUUAUUAAAAUAAUAAAAAUAUGUGACUCUCCACUGUAAAAGGGGUAAAAAACAAAUUUUAGUUUUUACCUUCAUGGAAAUUUUUUUUAUUUUUAAAAUAAAAAAUAAUUUUUCUUCGAAUAUUUUGAAAGAAAUAGAAAUUAAUUUCUGAUUAUGAUAAUUGUAGGUACUGAUAUUUAGUCCUCUUUUUUUGUUAUAAACUUAAAAAUUAAAGAAAAUAAACAAAAAUUUAAAAAAAAUUUUUUUUAAAUUUUAAAACAUUUUUUUAAAAAUUUUUUAUUUUGAAUAAAUUUGCUUCGUUCACCGUAGAGCGUCACAUAUUGACACCGAAAUCCAUGGGGAGCAAAUUAUUUACUGAUCACAUUCUACGAAAAAAAAAAACACGUGUGUGUUUCUAAAUGAAUCUAGAAAAAAAAUUGUGAAUAAAAGUUGUAUGAAAGUUGUUUUUUUUACACAUUCGAACUAUUUUCAAACAAAAAUAUUAUAAAAAGAUAUUUUAUGGAAUGUCUGAAAGUUUCUUGAUAAAAAAAAAACGCAGCGCAAAUAAUUCAUCAUUUUUUAUAUAACUCUCACAAUAAUGUUUAAGGCGUCACUGAUAAGACUACUCGCAAAACUACGCUAGCAUAUAGUAAUUUAUUUUCAUGUCUUUUAAAAACAAAAAAUCAUCACGAUUAUUAUUAUUGAUAAUCGAUCAAUCUUACUGACACAUGAAUAUUUUUUGAAAUUUCGUUUGAUAUAUUUUUUAAGUUUACGUGAAGCUGAAACUGGCAUCCAGAUAAUUUUUGAAAAUUAAAUUUUAAAGUUAAAUAUAUUUAAAUAAUAAUUACUCAAAUUUAAUAAUAGUUAAUUACUUAAAUUUAAAAUAUUAAAUUUUUUUUUAAAGAUGAAACUUAUUUUUUUUUUAAUACCAACAUAAAAUUUUUUAAAUUAAAAGAAUGACAGUUUCAGUUUCAUUAAGUUUACCAUGACAAUUAAACAAGUAAAAAAAAUUAAAUUAAAUGAAUAAAAAAUACUUUGGAGAAUAAUUGAAGAAAAGUAAUUUUUAAAUAGAAAAAAUUUGAGUGUUUAAAUAUUAGAAUUGGUGUAUAUGUUUGUUAUACAUUACUGUUGCUGUUAUUUCUCAA
Messenger RNA from Leptopilina heterotoma, 5258 nucleotides. Its product is annotated as LON peptidase N-terminal domain and RING finger protein 3. The transcript has 9 exons. Gene Ontology annotation, molecular function: protein binding; metal ion binding. Lineage: Eukaryota; Metazoa; Arthropoda; Insecta; Hymenoptera; Figitidae. The coding region runs from base 935 to 3133 and encodes 732 amino acids. The record is from RefSeq and is a predicted model, not a curated record.